AUGCGUCCGUCGGCAGUGCACGGCCCGUUCGCCGGCAGGACCUGGCUGGUCACCAGUGUGCCGCUGCCGCCCAGCCGCGUCAACGUGCUCGCCGGCCUGCGCUCGUUCGAGGCGCGCAUGGCCACGCUGGUACCGGAGCAGCGCGAGCGGCGGGGCCGCCGGCGGCGCCCGGCGCCCCCGCCGCGCGUCUCCAGCCUGCGCCGGAUGCGCGGCACGCAGAGCGAGGCCGACCUCCGCGAGGCGCGCUCUCGGCCCGACUCACCGGCGUCGGCGUACAGCGAGGACCAGGCGCGCUGCUCCACCAUCGCCAGCAUCGACCGCAUCCUGAGCUCGAUGCACAGCCUGCUGGACGGCGGCGCGCGCCGCUCGGCCUCGGCCAGGACGUGCCGGCCGCCGGCGCCGCUGCCGCCUCCCGCCGCGGAGGACGAGGUGCAGUACGACGUGCCGCGCUGGCCGCAGCCGGUGCCGGUCCACGUGCGGGGUCCGUCGGCCCCGGCUGCCCUGCCCUCGCGGCCUGUGGCCGGCCGCCGCUCGCCGCCGGAGGAGGUGGUCUAUGAUACGCCGCGGCCGCGUCAGAAGCGCGUCAGGAGCCCCUCGGCGCGCUCUCGGCGCUCUCCCAGUCCGUCGCAGGGUACGCCGCCGGUACCGGCGCACGGCGGCGCGUCCGAGUCGCCCCGGCCGGCCGUGCCGCGGCGGCUGGACUCGACGGCGCGUCUGCUGGAGGCUCAGCAGAACUGUCACGACUCAUAUCUGGACAACCCGCCCACCCCACCGCCUCGAGACGCGCCUCCGGUCGCCACGAGCAGCCGCGGGGUGAGCCCCUCGCCCAACACGACUCUCGACACGACCCAGGACACCAUCGACAGCAGCUCCUCACUCAGCCCGGCGCCGCCCAUCUCUGCCGUCCUCGAAACGCUUACCAGGGAGGCAGUUAACAACGGGCCGACCUCUCCUGCCGUCCAGAUCCCGAAGCGGCCCGGCCCGGCUCCGGCAGGUGUUGUUACCCCGGCGGAGGGAAAGGAGGACGGACAGCUACCGGUUUCUGUCAGCGAGCGGGCGGAGAAGCUCCGGCAGCAGCUGGCGAUUCGGCAGCCGGCAGCGGACGGCGCGGUGCACUGCUCCCCCGGCGGGUCUGCCCGGGAGGAGGGGCGCCGGCACGGAGACCACUGCGCGGUGAUGUGA
Molecule: messenger RNA, 1182 nt
Organism: Amphibalanus amphitrite
Lineage: Eukaryota; Metazoa; Arthropoda; Thecostraca; Balanomorpha; Balanidae
Product: SH3 domain-containing protein C23A1.17-like
Exons: 4
Coding region: 1-1182 (393 amino acids)
Source: RefSeq, a predicted model, not a curated record